CGCUCUCUCCAGCUCCAACGAUGGUGAGCUCCGUCUCUGGAAGAUGGAAGCCAUCACCGAAUCUUAGGUUUCUUCUUCAAUCCAAGAGAAACCCAAAGGAGGAGAAAUUAUGCAGUUCCGCGGCUCUCCUGGUACUGCCAAACCCAAAGAUGACGAGGCUGCUUGAGAUGGAGACGAGCCCAGUUGCUGGAAGCAUGUGGACGUGGCCGAGAUGGCUUAUGUUCAAAAAGGAGUUUGACAGCAGCUAUGUGGGAUUUAUGAAGGAUGGAGCCAAGUGGUUGGUGAAGAACACUGAAAUCCUUCUUUGUAUGCAGCUAUCUCAAGUGGCUGGAUUUGUAAAAUACAAUGUGGGUGUUAGCAAUUGGUAUUUUAUUUGUUGUAGCAAUUGA
Molecule: messenger RNA, 389 nt
Organism: Rosa chinensis
Lineage: Eukaryota; Viridiplantae; Streptophyta; Magnoliopsida; Rosales; Rosaceae
Exons: 3
Coding region: 21-389 (122 amino acids)
Source: RefSeq, a predicted model, not a curated record